GGGGUCUUUCGCGUGUCUUUCCCCUUUUCAGAAAGAGGCACUCACAAGUUCACUCACACCAAACUGAGCAUAUCUGGAAUAUCCAACAUGAUGAAGACGGGUACAGAAGAAGCAGAAGAAGCAGCAGGCCUAGUGUAUGUGGACCCUGAGGUUCAGGGCCAUGCCAAGCGCAUUCUUGCCUUGACCGGUGACGACGAAGGCGAGAUGAACGGCCAUGCUUUGGCGCUACCUGAAAGUCGUGCCAAAAAUGCUGUUGAGGCUGACUCUUUCACAAAAGAUAACACUGGUAUCACAGAAGGCAGUCCUAGCGAGAGUGUGGUCCCUUCGCCACCUGCAUUGUCGCCGGGACGGCGUCAUGCGGCACCCGGGGCCUACUCAAUUCCAGGAAUUCAGGCAGAGGAUACCAGAAGCGCAUCGGAUUGUUCCCUCUCGACUGCUUCCAACGAUCCCGAUGACGGGGAAUUGAGUCGGAGGAUCAACAAUGAGAAUACUGUGUCUCUCCGUGUACCUUUCGAGGCAAGUGUGGUAGGAGAAGACGAAGAAAGGACCCUUCCUCGACAAAAGUCCUCUGAGGCACUCAUGGAGUCCUUGGAAGAAGCCAUGGACGUCAGGGCGCUACCAGAACGGAAACCAAGAGAAAAGACAGGGCCAGGCGUUGUGAUUCUUGGGAUUGCUGCUGUUGUCAUUCUCGUUGCUCUGAUUGCUUUGGUGGUUUCGAUCCGACCAGACCAAGCAGAACCAGCUGCUGCAGCAGAACCCAGGAAACAAUCUACGUCUCAACCAACCUACGGGGAGCGUCAGAGAUAUCCGCCAUUUGAUGACCAUCUUUACCCUUCUACCCUCAAGGCGAUCCGGGAAGAUCCCAGUAGCCCUCAGUACAAAGCCAACGAAUGGAUGUGGAACGAUCCUAUCUUUUUAGAGUCCUACCCACGUUGGCGGCAAAUCCAAAGGUUCUCCAUGGUAUUGCAAUACAUGUACUUCUCUAUGGAAGGAGAUAACUGGUACCGAAACAACCAUUGGCUAUCGCAUGACGUCCAUGAAUGCCAAUGGUACUCAAACAACGAACAACCCUGUGAGGAAGAACGCUUGGUAGUACAAGACCUCAAGGCCAAUAACCUACGUGGUACUUUGCCCAUUGAAGUGCAGUUGGAGACUGUUCGGUACUUGGACUAUUCGCACAAUGACAUCUCAGGACCCAUGCCACAUGUGGUACACGCCAACAAGGCAGAAGUCAUCAUUCUCUCCAAUAACAGUAUUGGAAAAGUGCCCAAUGAGCUAUCUCCACCGCCCAUCACUACCGAUGGUGGAAUAUACUUUCCCGAACGCAAGAUUGUCAAGUUGGAUAGAAAUCUAUUGGUGUUUCCUAGCUUGAAAUGGCUUCAACAGUAUCCCAAUUUGGAGAUUCUCAAUCUCACUCAGAACCGAAACGCAGGCACGCUACCCACCACUGAGCUGCACACCAACACCAAACUUCAAUUUCUGGGGUUGGGCCAUAAUGCGUAUGCGGGAAGCAUUCCCACUGACUUGGCGUUGUUGACGGCACUGACUGGAUUGGAUCUGUCGGGAAACAUGGCCAUUUCAGGCUCCAUACCACAAGUGCUUUCCACACUGGAGCACUUGCAACACUUGGACGUGUCCGAGACGUCCAUCACGGGAAUGAUACCGUUGGGGUUGUGUGAUAGGAGCACAAGAGCACUCUUUUCUAUCGAUGCCAACUGUAGCCAGGUUCAGUGUUGCUAAAGGAGAAAGUGCUGGUUUUCCAUGAGUUCUGAUGGGUGGACGUAGGUAGAUAGCUGCCGACCAAGCUCCAGUAGUGCAUCCCCCAGCACAUCCUGUGCUGUCCGAAGAAUCGAUAGCAAAUCCUUCUUAGUGACAAUCUGGGUGCUGGCUAGCGCGAUUAUUUUCCAGGAGCUCAUCGCUGUCUCCAAAGUCAUCCUUGGCACCAAGUCCUCGGUGACCUCCUCACGAAGACAAGGAAGACCCAAGCCAUUCGUGAACUUCUUAUAGUGCGUUUCUUGUCAGCUGCAUCCACUUCAAUACUCAAAAAGGUUUGAGGGGGAUAUUCUAGCAUAUAAAGAGGGAUGAACCAUUUAGAAAGAAUAGGCCACACUCUCCAUGGAAGUCAUGACCCACAAAGUUUUGCCGUCAAGAGCAGAGGGAAAGUACAAAGUCUGGAGAUCUCCAAUAGAAGUAUCGGCCACAACCACAGCUUCUCCCCUUCGCUCAGUGUUCCGCUACCUAUCCACUGCGGACUACAGUAUGGACAGAAUAGAUACGUUAAGGAAAGAGGUGGGGCUAAGCUAUGAUAGCUAGCUAGUAGGCAGAGUGGUGGUACCGGUAUCCGUACUUCAAAUUUAGUAUGGACAGUGGUGCAGCUUUUUCUCAUGCAGUGAAAGAUUUAGGAGCUGCUCUAAAGAGGUUAGAUUUUGUAGCUCUAUUUAUGAUUAAUCUAAAUUUGGUUUCAU
Seminavis robusta is the source of this 2465-nucleotide messenger RNA. Lineage: Eukaryota; Bacillariophyta; Bacillariophyceae; Naviculales; Naviculaceae. The record is from the annotation of a GenBank genome assembly.